Messenger RNA from Lindgomyces ingoldianus, 2355 nucleotides. RefSeq lists its product as uncharacterized. The transcript is spliced from 5 exons. The record is from RefSeq and is a predicted model, not a curated record. The coding region runs from base 1 to 2355 and encodes 784 amino acids. NCBI's taxonomy places the organism in Eukaryota, Fungi, Ascomycota, Dothideomycetes, Pleosporales, Lindgomycetaceae. Gene Ontology annotation, cellular component: cytoplasm. Gene Ontology annotation, biological process: signal transduction; regulation of GTPase activity.
AUGAGCAAACAGAGACCACAGAUCCGAUAUAAUACGAUCGAUAGUUCCCACAGAGCCCGCCCGACCCAUGUGCUACAACCUCUGAGGCCACCAACACCUCGUCCACCACAAUCGACACCCCCACUCCUUCCAUCCACCAGCCAGCCCCCGAGCUGUCCUCAGAUCGAGGCGGUCUUACUGCAUACUCUCUCUGAGACCUGGGAGACGCCCCGGAAAGCGUUAAGGAAAAUGCCGAAGUCUUCAUCACUAUCGCUGGCGAUGCGGUCGAAAGGAGGGAAAGAUAGCCUUGGUUCGCCAAUGAGCCCGCGAAGUCCGGGCUCUCUGAAUGCCGUUUAUGGAAAUGAUUCAGAAGCAGCGACUCCCAUUGCUGCGUAUCACAAUAUGCCGGAGUCACCAGCAUCUCCCAAGCAACGCAAAGACUCGAAGAACAUCUUCGCUAACUUCCAUGCCUCAAAAUCUUCGACACGCAUCGCUUCACCGGAUGACUCCCUUCGCCAAGGCCCUGAUCAGAACGGGCCACUUUCAUUCUACACAAACGGUCGAAAUGGGGGAUCCACGCCCGAGUUGAACCGCCCAAUACAAACUCCAAAUUCUGAGGGUAAAGACCUAGACAACCGCUCUGAUAUCACGGGUUCCGAACCACGAACCAAUAGCAGAUCAGGAAAGUCUACCGAGUUGGAUAGCAAUGCGGACUCCAAUCCUUCAAAGCGUGGUACCGCAAAACCCAAAAAGCAAGGAGUGUUGUCGAGAUCACGAUCCAUCAAGGUUGAGGAAGGCUCCAAUCAAACGAAGCAGAAACCUACCCCCAGAAAUCUCGCCGAACCCUCUUCGUGGAAAAACAACAGUGAUGGCAUGCCCCUAAAGACAGCGCCUCUUGAGAAGGGACAAUCUUGGCGUCAGAACAUAUCUUUUGGGAAAUUGCGGACACAUUCAGCUGAUCGUCACGAUGGAUCUCAACAUGCCCAUGGGGACGAUGAUACUGCUUCUCGUAAGGACAGAGCCGAGCAGAGUUCGGUUGCAUCAGGUUCCUUCAACGAGAGCAGAGGCGCAGCAUUGAUGUCGAGUAUCGGAUUCGGAGCUAGGAAGAUGGGCGAAAAGAUGGAUUCCGCCCGGAAGGGCAUGUUCGGAAAGUUAGGACGCAGUUCCAGCAACCACGAAACGCAACUACAGAUACCGAAAGAACAAUAUGUAUUCAGGGUCAUCAAUCUUGGCUUGGUCGAACAAACUAGGUUAACUAGGAUAUCACAACGCUUAGAAAAUUCCAAGGACAAGACGGAGUUUUGGAUGCCAGCACUUCCCUGGCGGUGCAUUGAUUAUCUUAACAUGAAAGGAUGCGAGGAGGAAGGUCUCUACCGCGUACCCGGAGCUGCUCACACUGUUCGGUAUUAUGAACAGAAGUUCGACCAAGACCGCGACAUCGACUUGAUUGCCGACGACAACCUCAACGACCCCAACGUCAUUGGAUCGUUGUUCAAGAGCUGGCUGCGGCAACUCCCGGAUGAGAUCUUCCCGAAAGCCACCCAAUCAAAGAUUCAGCAAGAGUGCCAGGGCGCUAAGACCACACCUCAGAUGUUGAAGGAUGAAUUAUCCAAACUGCCACCCUUCAACUACUACCUCUUGUUUGCAAUAACCUGUCACAUCAGCCUCCUACACUCGUGUUCAGAGUUCAACAAGAUGAACUACAACAACUUGUGUAUCUGCUUCCAACCAGCCAUUAAGAUUGACGCUUUUUGCUUUCAGUUCUUGAUAUUGGAUUGGAGGAAUUGCUGGCAGGGCUGCUGGACGGAGAAAGAGUACCUAGUUGAAGAGGUGAAAUUACUUGAACCCCAGAAGCCUGAACCCUCUACCACCCGCAAUGGACAAGCCCCGCAAGCCUCUGGGAAGACCAAAAGCUUACACUCUUCUUCUGGAUUUCUAGGUGAUAGCUUCCAGUCCUCGACACGCAGCAACUCCGCGGACAGGGCGGUUUCAUCCGACCGGGCGUCCGAACGCAGCAAACCAUCAUCGCGGGGUCUCUCAGCUGAGCGUAACAUGGUCUCCGGCCGCGUUACUCCGCCAAACCCGUCUAUUUUCGAGCAUUCGAGCGCCAAACGUCCUGCAGAACGAAGAGCCACCGAUGAACGAGAUUCGUCGACAGACCGAGCAAUUUCGUCGUCAGAUAGCCGAGACGCGUUCAAUGCUCGUGGGACUCCAAAACGUGCGCCCGCGUCUCUGAGCACGGAAGUUGCGGCGGAGGAGGAAGAUAAUAGCGCAACGCCUACCCAGGCCCAGCAUACUCGAGGGGGUUCAGAGAGCAACAAUUUCCGACUUGAUAUAACGAAUCCACCAAGCUCACCGUUUUCGAUUAAGUUCUAA